AUGUUAGAAACUAUAGACAAAACGCGGGCCCUGCAGGCCGCAGAGCGCUUGCAGGCCAAGCUGCGAGAGCGCGGGGACGUGGCGAACGAAGACAAGCUGAACCUUCUGAAGUCAGUCUUGCAAAGCCCGCUCUUCAGUCAGAUUCUGAACCUCCAGACCUCCGUGCAGCAGCUGAAAGACCAGGUAAACAUUGCAACUUCAGCAAUUUCAAAUGUUGAAUGUACCCAUAUUCCACAUCUCAGCCCGGCUGUAAUUACUACUCUGCAAAAUGAAUCAUUUUUGUCAUCCCAAAACAAUGGGAAUCUGGAAGUACUUACAGCUUCAGGUACUCCAACCAUCAAUGGGAAAACUGCUUGUGAUGAAUUUGAUCAACUGAUCAAAAAUAUGGCCCAGGGUCGCCAUGUAGAAGUUUUUGAACUCCUCAAACCUCCCUGUGGAGGCCUGGGGUUCAGCGUGGUGGGACUGAGGAGUGACAACCGGGGAGAGCUGGGGAUAUUUGUGCAGGAGAUCCAAGAGGGCAGUGUGGCUCACAGAGAUGGGAGGUUGAAGGAAACUGAUCAAAUCCUCGCUAUCAACGGACAGGCACUUGAUCAGACGAUCACACACCAGCAGGCCAUCAGCAUCCUGCAGAAAGCCAAAGACACUGUGCAGCUCAUCAUUGCCAGGGGCUCCUUUCCUCAGCUCAUCAGUCCCAUAGUUUCCCGCUCCCCAUCCGCGGCCAGCACCAUUUCUGCUCACUCUAAUCCGGUUCACUGGCAGCAUGUGGAAACUAUUGAGUUGGUGAAUGAUGGAUCUGGUCUGGGAUUUGGCAUUGUCGGAGGAAAAGCAACUGGCGUCAUAGUAAAAACCAUUCUGCCUGGAGGAGUGGCUGAUCAACAUGGGCGGUUGUGCAGUGGAGACCACAUUCUAAAGAUCGGUGACACAGAUCUGGCCGGGAUGAGCAGUGAGCAAGUAGCACAGGUCCUCAGGCAGUGUGGAAACAGAGUUAAGCUGAUGAUUGCACGAGGUGCCCUAGAAGAGCCGGCGGCACCCCCCUCCCUGGGCAUCACUGUGUCCCCGUCCCCAUCCUCUACGCCGGAGAUGCGGGUUGAUGCUUCCACUCAGAAAAGUGAAGACAGUGAGACAUUUGAUGUAGAACUCACUAAAAAUGUCCAAGGAUUAGGAAUUACCAUCGCUGGUUACAUUGGAGAUAAAAAACUAGAACCUUCAGGAAUCUUUGUAAAGAGCAUUACAAAGAGCAGUGCUGUGGAACAUGAUGGCAGAAUCCAAAUUGGAGACCAAAUUAUAGCAGUUGAUGGUACAAACCUUCAGGGUUUUACCAACCAACAAGCCGUAGAAGUAUUGCGGCACACAGGACAGACCGUGCACCUGACGCUGAUGAGGAGAGGAAUGAAGCAGGAAGCUGAGCUCACGGCAAGGGAAGACGUCACAAAAGAUGUGGUCUUGUCUCCUGCUAAUGCUAGCGUCAGCAAAGAAAAUUAUGAAAAAGAUGAAGAUUCUUUAUGUUUGAGGAGAAACACCAGCAUAGUACCCAUUGAAGAAGAAGGGUAUCCCUUACUGCUAGCUGAAAUAGAAGAAAUGGAAGAUGCACAGAAACAGGAAGCUGCCCUCCUGAAAAAGUGGCAAAGGAUUAUGGGAAUUAAUUAUGAGAUAGUGGUCGCCCAAGUGAGCAAGUUCAGUGAGAACAGUGGUUUGGGGAUAAGUCUGGAAGCAACAGUGGGACAUCAUUUUAUCCGAUCUGUUCUACCGGAAGGUCCUGUUGGACACAGUGGGAAGCUUUUCAGCGGAGAUGAGCUCUUGGAGGUGAACGGCAUCACACUGCUUGGGGAAAACCACCAGGAAGUGGUGAACAUUUUAAAAGAGCUGCCGAUAGACGUGACCAUGGUGUGCUGCCGCCGCACUGUGCCCCCCACCGCCCAGUCAGAACUGGACGGCCUGGACCUGUGUGACAUUGAGCUAACAGAAAAGCCUCAUGUAGAUCUCGGCGAGUUCAUCGGGUCUUCGGAGACUGAGGAGCCCGCGCUGGAGAUGCCCGAUGUGGGUCAGGAUGCAGCCCAGGUUCACGGACCUCUGGCCAUGUGGGAGGCAGAUGUGCAGCACAUCGAGCUGGAGAAAGGCAGCAAAGGACUUGGCUUUAGCAUUUUAGAUUACCAGGACCCCGUAGACCCAACGAGCACUGUGAUCGUGAUCCGUUCUCUGGUUCCUGGCGGCAUUGCUGAGAAGGAUGGGCGCCUGGUUCCUGGUGAUCGCCUCAUGUUUGUCAACGACGUGCACCUGGAGAACAGCAGUCUGGAGGAAGCUGUGCAGGCCCUGAAGGGCGCCCCGGCAGGAACGGUGAAAAUAGGAGUUGCCAAGCCUUUACCCCUUUCUCCAGAAGAAGGUUAUGUUUCUGCCAAGGAGGAUUCCUUCCUCUACCCCCCACUCUCCUGCCAGGAGGAAGGGCUGGCUGACAAGGCCCUCUUCAGGGCUGACUUGGCUCUGGUGGACACAAGCAAUGCUGACUUAGCUGAUGAAUCUGCAUUUGAGUCUCACUACUCUCCCGAUAAUGACAGUGUCUACUCUACUCCUGCCUCUAUUUUGUCUCUUCACAGCAGUGCUUGUAGUGAUGGCCUGAACUAUGGUCCCUCCCUUCCAUCGUCUCCUCCCAAGGAUGUUACUGACACUUCUUCAGAUCCAAUACUUGAUCUGCACGUGCCCUUGGAAGAAUUCUACACCCAGAACCUCCUGCAAAGACAGGAUGACAGCCCACCUUCCAUAGACUUGAGCAUGGGGACUACUUCUGGGUUUAUUGUAAAUGACUAUACCCCUGAACAGCAGUACGGAUGUGAGAACACAGGCGUGUGGGCUGAGCCUCACCUACCCAGUGAAGUUAUAUCAGGUGCAGAGCUUACUUCUCUGCUGCCGGAUCCAACGGGACAGGGUUCUGAGUUCCUAAAUCAACAGAGCUCUCUGGCCUCUACUGCUGAGCGUGCCAUACUUCAGAAUAUGUCCAGAGAAUUUUUUGAGAAGACGAUUACCAUAGCAAAAGGCAAUUCUAGCCUAGGGAUGACAGUCAGCGCUAACAAAGACGGCUUGGGGGUGAUUGUCCGGAGCAUUAUUCACGGAGGUGCCAUCAGUAGAGAUGGUCGGAUUGCUGUUGGGGACUGCAUCUUGUCCAUUAAUGAAGAAUCCACCAUCAGUUUAACCAACGCCCAGGCCCGAGCCAUGUUGAGAAGACAUUCCCUCAUUGGGCCUGACAUUAAAAUUACUUAUGUGCCUGCAGAACAUUUGGAAGAGUUUAGAAGAAGCUUGGGACAACAAUCUGGAGGAAUAAUGGCCCUGGAUAUUUUUUCUCCAUACACUGGCAGAGACAUUCCAGAAUUACCAGAGCGAGAAGAAGGAGAGGGAGAAGAAAGUGAACUUCAAAAUGCAGCGUACAGCAAUUGGAAUCAGCCCAGGCGGGUUGAACUUUGGAGAGAACCAAGCAAGUCCUUGGGCAUCAGCAUUGUUGGUGGACGAGGAAUGGGGAGUCGACUAAGCAACGGUGAAGUGAUGAGGGGCAUUUUCAUCAAACAUGUUCUUGAAGACAGUCCAGCUGGAAAAAAUGGAACCUUGAAACCUGGAGAUAGAAUAGUCGAGGUGGAUGGGCUGGACCUCAGAGAUGCAAGCCAUGAGCAAGCUGUGGAAGCCAUUCGGAAAGCAGGCAACCCCGUAGUCUUUAUGGUACAGAGCAUUAUAAGCAGACCAAGGGCACCCAGUCAGUCAGAAACGGAGCCAGAGAAGGCUCUGUUGUGCCAUGUGCCUCUUCCCCCUCCUUCCGAGUUUGCAGAAAUGAACAGAGAUCACGUCCAGUCAUCUGCAAGCAGGGUCUCCGAAGAAGGGGACAAAGAGGAUGAGUUUGGCUACAGCUGGAAAAAUAUCAGAGAACGUUAUGGGACUCUGACCGGCGAACUGCAUAUGAUUGAACUGGAGAAAGGUCGGAGUGGUUUGGGUCUAAGUCUUGCUGGGAACAAAGACCGAUCCCGGAUGAGUGUCUUCAUAGUGGGGAUUGAUCCAAAUGGAGCAGCUGGGAAAGAUGGUCGGUUGCAGAUUGGAGAUGAGCUUCUAGAGAUCAAUGGGCAAAUUUUAUAUGGAAGAAGUCAUCAGAAUGCUUCCUCAAUCAUUAAAUGUGCCCCUUCCAAAGUGAAAAUAAUUUUUAUCAGGAAUAAAGAUGCAGUGAGUCAGAUGGCUGUGUGUCCUGGAAAUCCAGUAGAAUCUCUGCCUUCUACCUCAGAGAAUCUUCAAACUAAGGAGGCUGAACCAAGUGUUGCCACUUCCGAUGCAGCUGUGGACUUCAGUUCAUUUACAAAUGUGCAACAUCUGGAGCUUCCCAAGGAUCAAGGGGGUCUAGGCAUUGCUAUCAGUGAAGAAGACACGCUCAGAGGAGUCAUCAUAAAGAGUCUGACAGAGCACGGGGUCGCGGCCAAGGAUGGGCGGCUCAAAGUUGGUGAUCAGAUCUUGGCUAUCGAUGAUGAAGUUGUUGUUGGCUAUCCUGUUGAAAAGUUUAUUAGCCUAUUGAAAACAACAAAGACGACAGUGAAACUUACCAUUCGGGCUGAGAAUCCAGAUUCCCAGGCUGUUGCUUCAGCAGCUGGUACAAGCAAUGGUGAAACAAAGAACAGUUCCCAGUCUCCGACGGUCCCACCACCUGGCUCCCUGGAACCAGAGCCUGUCCAAAGUACAAGCAGGUCGUCAACGCCGGCCAUCUUUGCUUCUGACCCUGCGACCUGCCCCAUCAUCCCGGGCUGCGAAACAACCAUCGAGAUUUCCAAAGGGCGAACAGGGCUGGGCCUGAGCAUCGUCGGGGGGGCCGACACUCUGCUGGGUGCCAUUAUUAUCCAUGAAGUGUAUGAGGAAGGAGCAGCAUGUAAAGAUGGAAGACUGUGGGCUGGAGAUCAGAUUUUAGAGGUGAAUGGCACUGACUUGAGAAAGGCCACCCAUGAUGAAGCCAUCAGUGUCCUGAGACAGACGCCACAAAGAGUGCGCCUAACACUCUACAGAGACGAGGCCCCGUACAAAGAGGAGGACAUGUGUGACACACUCACCAUUGAGCUGCAGAAGAAGCCAGGCAAAGGCCUGGGAUUGAGUAUUGUUGGUAAAAGAAAUGACACUGGCGUCUUUGUAUCAGACAUUGUCAAAGGAGGAAUUGCAGAUGCUGAUGGAAGACUGAUGCAGGGAGACCAGAUACUGAUGGUGAACGGAGAGGAUGUCCGUAAUGCUACACAGGAAGCCGUUGCCGCUUUGCUAAAGUGUUCCCUAGGCACAGUGACCUUGGAAGUGGGAAGAAUCAAAUCUGGACCUUUCCAUUCAGAGAGGAGGCCCUCUCAGAGCAGCCAGCUGAGCGAAUGCAGCCUGUCGUCCUUCACUUUCCCGCUCUCUGGGUCCAGUGCCUCUGAGUCGCUGGAAAGCAGCUCAAAGAAGAACGCAUUGGCAUCAGAAAUACAGGGAUUAAGAACAGUUGAAAUAAAAAAGGGGCCUACUGAUUCACUGGGGAUCAGCAUUGCCGGAGGAGUGGGCAGCCCACUUGGUGACGUUCCUAUAUUUAUUGCAAUGAUGCACCCGAAUGGGGUGGCAGCUCAGACCCAGAAACUCAGAGUUGGGGAUAGGAUUGUCACUAUUGGUGGCACCUCCACUGAGGGGAUGACUCACACCCAAGCAGUUAACUUGCUGAAAAAUGCUUCUGGCUCCAUUGAAAUGCAGGUGGUGGCUGGAGGAGACGUGAGUGUGGUCACAGGGCACCAGCAGGAGCCUGCCAGUUCCAGUCUUCCUUUGACUGGGUUGACAUCCAGCAGUAUAUUUCAGGAUGAUCUAGGACCUCCUCAGUGCAAGUCUAUUACCCUGGACCGAGGACCAGAUGGCCUGGGCUUCAGUAUAGUAGGAGGAUACGGCAGCCCUCAUGGAGACUUACCCAUUUACGUUAAAACAGUAUUUUCGAAGGGAGCAGCCUCCGAAGAUGGGCGUCUGAAAAGGGGUGACCAGAUCAUCGCUGUCAACGGGCAGAGUCUGGAGGGGGUGACCCACGAAGAAGCCGUGGCCAUCCUGAAGCGGACGAAAGGCACCGUCACCCUGACGGUCCUCUCCUAA
This is a messenger RNA of Pipistrellus nathusii (Nathusius's pipistrelle), 6102 nucleotides long. The record is from the annotation of a GenBank genome assembly. NCBI's taxonomy places the organism in Eukaryota, Metazoa, Chordata, Mammalia, Chiroptera, Vespertilionidae.